Molecule: messenger RNA, 1692 nt
Organism: Alternaria hordeiaustralica
Lineage: Eukaryota; Fungi; Ascomycota; Dothideomycetes; Pleosporales; Pleosporaceae
Exons: 1
Coding region: 1-1692 (563 amino acids)
Source: RefSeq, a predicted model, not a curated record
AUGCCUGCAGAGGAUCCGCGUCCGCAACAGCAGCAACGAUAUGUUCAGCGAGUCGUUGGUACACAAAUACCAUACCAAUACAGUGCUACCCCAGUCGCAGCCACACAGUGUGCUUCUCGCCAGACGGGGGUAGGAGGACUUCAUCGCGGUAUCCAAGCUCCCGCUGUGAAUGUGCAGGCCGCGCGAACGACGCCGCGCACUCAGCAAGAGCAGUGGCUCAUCGAUGCGCAACCAGACCUUCAAGGAACGCCUGUCACGACCGUACCGGCUAUUUCCGCCAAGCAAGGCACUGUGGGGGCUGCUGUCCGUCCUCGUAUUGAAUUGCUCGUGCCGCGCGACGUGUGGCGUCUGCGAGCUCUGCCACCACUCCAACGUUAUAUCGCCUACCACCAUAUGGUAGAGCUAGGAUGUCGGAUGAGCCAGUGUGGCCAAGCUAGCGAAGAAUACCUCAAGCUUUGGAAUCGAAUCGUGAACGUCCAAACGAGCUUGAUGGAGAGAGAGAUGGAGUUGGCGAACAAAUUCAAGGAGAACACGGCCGAGACCAGGGCAAGUUGGAGCCAACUCGUGGCAUUUCAGACUGUCGAGACACCAGUCAAUUGGGAGAUGCGGGUGGCCUACAAGAACUAUCGCGAUCGCGCCACUGCAUGUGGGACGCCUGCUGAGGAUCUGGCGGUCGAGUCUCAGCCAUCCACAUCUGGCCAAGUGCUGGAACAGCAGAAGCCAGAUACGUGGCAAAAGCCGGUACCGAAGCCUCAGACUUCUAUAUCUUCUGAGCCUACCGUUACUUCGUCAGUACCAGUAGAGACUAUCAGACCAGACCAGGUAAAACAUCCCCUGGACACAGUCUCGGUCCCUCCAUACCCCGGCGAGCUCGAGGACUUUACGCCGCACGAAGUCACCGGAAGGUACAAAUGCAACCACCAAUUUGAAACCGGGGACUGCUGCACAGAAGGCGUCACAAAGGAAAGAAAGAGAGCUUCAAUCUCGCGGGAUAAAUCGGCGUGGAAACGAAAGAUGGAAGAGUUGGUCAAGAAGGGCGACUUGGAUAAGAGCCAUAUUACAUGGAAGACGGAACAGUCACCCAAGCGAAGUGAAGACCAGACGAUGAAGCAUGCAGAGAAAGAGCGACUGCGGGGUGAAAAGAAGGCGGAUGCCAGCGCGAAGAAAGAAGCGAGAAAGGAACGCAGCAAGAAAUGGCGAGAGCAGCCACACAAUGCGAAUGAUGCAGGAGCUGCACUUGGACCUAUUCUGGCACCGAAUUCGCUUGAACAGGACGUCGCGUCUACUUCUGAAGUUGAUUCUGAGCUUUCUCCAGAAGAGCAGGCUGCUGACGCUGAGGCCGCAUUUCAAGAGGAAGUCGCAAAAAAGCUAAAGAAGUACGAGUGGGAUAUCAAGAGAUGUCGGCUCUACGAGAGGAGAAAGAAGUGGCCUAAUUGGCCACGCUUUAAUGAGUAUUGGGAGGUCAAACAUCUUGAGGCUCAGGGUUUCCAGCUUUCACCGGAGCAGAUAAUCAUCUCGAAGGGUGAUGAACCGUCUGGAAUUCCGGACAAGAACCCCGCGUUUGUGAAGAAGAAGGCCGAAGAGAUGGUGCCGACGCUGGUUCAGGAGCCGGUAGACGCGGAAGAGAGCUCUGAGGUAGACGAUUCGAACUUGGAUGAUUUGUUCGAGGAUGCAGAUGAAGCGGUCGAGUAA